Lobosporangium transversale is the source of this 876-nucleotide messenger RNA. Its product is annotated as 40S ribosomal protein S4-A. Lineage: Eukaryota; Fungi; Mortierellomycota; Mortierellomycetes; Mortierellales; Mortierellaceae. The coding region runs from base 21 to 803 and encodes 260 amino acids. Gene Ontology annotation, cellular component: ribosome; cytosolic small ribosomal subunit. Gene Ontology annotation, molecular function: structural constituent of ribosome; RNA binding. Gene Ontology annotation, biological process: translation. The record is from RefSeq and is a predicted model, not a curated record. The transcript is spliced from 3 exons.
CUUUAACAUCUGCAGAAAAAAUGGCUCGCGGACCCAAAAAGCACUUGAAGCGCCUCAAUGCUCCCAAGCACUGGAUGCUGGACAAGCUCACCGGCACCUAUGCUCCCAGACCCUCGGCUGGCCCUCACAAGCUCCGUGAGUGCUUGCCUCUUGUUAUCUUGAUGCGUAACCGUCUCAAGUACGCUCUCAACGGCAAGGAGGUCUUGUCCAUCCUUAUGCAGCGUUUCGUCAAGGUUGACGGCAAGGUCCGCACCGACACCACCUUCCCCGCCGGUUUCAUGGAUGUGAUCACUAUUGAGAAGACUGGCGAGAACUUCCGUCUUGUCUAUGAUACCAAGGGUCGUUUCACUGUCCACCGUAUCACUGCUGAGGAGGCCAAGUACAAAUUGUGCAAGGUCAAGAAGGUUCAGCUCGGUGCCAAGGGCAUUCCUUUUGUCGUCACUCACGAUGGUCGUACCCUUCGUUACCCUGAUCCUUUGAUCAAGGUCAACGACACUAUCAAGCUUGACCUUGAGACUGGCAAGUUCAACGAAUUCGUCAAGUUCGAAGUUGGUAACGUUGCCAUGGUUACUGGUGGUCGUAACACCGGUCGUGUCGGUGUCAUCACUCACCGUGAACGUCACAUUGGAGGUUUCGAUAUUAUCCACAUCAAGGAUGUUCUCGACCGUCAAUUCGCUACCCGUGUCUCCAACGUUUUCGUCCUUGGUGAAGGCAAUAAGCCUUGGGUCUCUCUUCCCAAGAACAAGGGUGUUAAACUCACCAUUGCUGAGGAGCGUGAUCGCCGUCGUGCUGCUGCCAUCUAAAGAAGAAGUGAAGAAAAAUAACAAAAUAAAGAUCCCUUUUGUUUGUGGGUUCAGUAAACAUACCUGAUACCAG